AUGACAUCCAAAUACAGAUUACAGCAAAGUACUGACUUCGAUGCAUUCGAUGAUCAGUCUUCUGGUAAUACAGAGGGUUUGACGAUUGGCACUGUCCGAGGUGGACCUGCAGGUUCGUCGGGUGCAGCGCAACUCAAGGAAAUACGAAAAGAGGCUUUGGAGGGUGUCAGACGACGGGCUGAAAGUACAAAGGGUAGUGGGAAGUUGAAUGGCAAGGUUGGAGUUAUUACGGGUGUAGGACCUGAGAGUGGGAUUGGCACUGCUGCCGCGAAACUUUUUGCUAGAGACGGUGCAAAACACCUAUAUCUGAUAGACUACGAUGAUACCGCAUUACCAAAUCUCAAGAAAUGGUUGGAAAGAACCUAUCCGUCUACCAAGAUUACAAUCCUCAAAGCCGAUGCAGCUUCUCCCUCCACUAUAUCCAACCUUAUCUCGCAGGUGAUUAAAGAAAAUGGUCAUUUAGAUUUCUUCUUUGCCAAUGCCGGUGUAUCUCAAAUCAGACCUAGAAACACUACGCAAGAUGUGAACAAGGCCAUAGGAGAUUUGCAAUCCCUUGCUAGACCUGUCAGUAAGAUUGAUGAGAAGGAAUUUGAUGAGGUCAUGAGGAUAAAUGCUUUGGGAGUUUUUAUAGCUAUCAAGUAUGCUUCGGAAGCUAUGAAGAUCGUAUCGCCUGAGAAAGGUAAAAAAGUUCCUGGUGGAAGUAUAUUAUUGACAGCUUCGAUCGCCGGACUAAAAGCCAAUGCUGGUCCAAUCCCCUAUUCAGCUUCGAAAGCAGCGGUAGUCUCAAUGGCUCAGACCGCCGCAUAUGAUUUGGCAGGGUAUAACAUCAGAGUGAACGCUUUGUGUCCUGGACUAAUCGAGACUGACAUGACUAGAGGCAUGUUCACACUGGCCGAAGCGGCUGGUAAAUCCGAUAAGAUGGGGGUAUUGAAUCCUGCUCACAGACAAGGUUUGGGAUCUGAGGUAGCGCAAGUAGCCCUGUUCUUAGCUUCUGACGACUCGUCUUAUGUGAACGGACAAGCUAUACCGAUAGAUGGAGGAUUGACAGCGGGCGUACCAUACGCCAAGAUGAAAUUGUAA
Kwoniella botswanensis is the source of this 1080-nucleotide messenger RNA. RefSeq lists its product as uncharacterized. The coding region runs from base 1 to 1080 and encodes 359 amino acids. NCBI's taxonomy places the organism in Eukaryota, Fungi, Basidiomycota, Tremellomycetes, Tremellales, Cryptococcaceae. The record is from RefSeq and is a predicted model, not a curated record. The transcript has 9 exons.